Messenger RNA from Arctia plantaginis, 942 nucleotides. Lineage: Eukaryota; Metazoa; Arthropoda; Insecta; Lepidoptera; Erebidae. The record is from the annotation of a GenBank genome assembly.
AUGAUUGUAUUUAACAUAUGGUCAGUUUUACAGUGGUAUUUGAGGCCCUUCAUCAAAUGGUUCUUAAGGAAAACUACACGAUUGUGCGAAUUGCAAAGAAUUUGUUACGGGGACAGAGUUGGAUCUGAAAGAACACGUAAUGUAGAGAAAUCAUUGAUGAUGUCUCGUACUCGAGACGUUAAAGAAGUUGUUUCAUAUUUAGAUGGUACAGUAUUACAAAGACGAUUCAUUCGUAGUCAUUUUCGUGAAAUCUUGGAUCCGUCAGUGGCUAUCAUACUCAGAGUGAAGAAAAUUAACCCAAAGUUACACGUCUCCUUUAUCGUGUCCUUUCGGCGUUGUUUGGAGCAGAUUUGGAGCUACAGAAGUCUUAUAGAUGAAGUGGAGGAGCUACGACGUACUCAGUUUGACAGUAACAAUGAUGAACAUGAACAAAUGUUGCUGAACUUAUGGUCUUUAUUGGUGCCAGACUCUCCACUGGAAGGUCGAGUAUCGAAACAAUGGCAGCAUAUAGGAUUUCAGGGUGAUGAUCCAAAAACAGAUUUCCGAGGAAUGGGUCUCCUAGGUCUGGAAAAUCUUCUAUUUUUUGCCACAAACUAUCUGCAAGUUUCAAGACAUGUUUUAAGCCACUCUUUGCAUCCAACAUAUGGAUAUACCUAUGCAAUUGUUGGUAUAAAUAUUACUUCAAUGGCAUAUUAUUUACUCAAAGAUGGUUCUGCCAAGACUUAUAUGUUCAAUGCGAAACAAUCUUUGCCUAGUAUUAAUCUAUUCCACAAGUUUUAUUGCUACUUAUUCUAUGAGUUUGAUAAAAUGUGGAUAGAAUCAAAACCUCAAAACAUUAUGGAGUUUUCUAUGAUUUUCAAGAAAUUUGAAAAUGCAGUUAGGAUGGAACUGGCUGAUCCAGCUUCAGUGUUUAGAAUAAAUAUUGAAGUAGACAAUAUAUAA